Messenger RNA from Verticillium nonalfalfae, 585 nucleotides. RefSeq names its product ATP synthase F0 subcomplex subunit OSCP atp5 (gene ATP5). The transcript is spliced from 3 exons. The record is from RefSeq and is a predicted model, not a curated record. Gene Ontology annotation, biological process: proton motive force-driven mitochondrial ATP synthesis. Gene Ontology annotation, molecular function: proton-transporting ATP synthase activity, rotational mechanism. Lineage: Eukaryota; Fungi; Ascomycota; Sordariomycetes; Glomerellales; Plectosphaerellaceae. Bases 1 to 585 code for a protein of 194 amino acids. Gene Ontology annotation, cellular component: membrane.
AUGCUGUCGAGACAAGUCCUCCGCGCCUUCCGUGCGUCAGCCCCGGUCGCCAGGCCCCUCGCCGCUCGCCGCACCUACGCUGCCGCCGCGUCCUCGUCCGAGAUCGUCACGCCCCCCAUCUCCGUCUUCGGUAUCGACGGCACCUACGCCACUGCCCUGUACACCGCGGCCGUCAAGACGUCGUCCAUCGACCCUACCGCCAAGGCCCUGACGCAGCUCCAGGCCAUCCUCAAGAAGGACGAGAAGCUCAUCGCCAUCCUCGACGCUCCCACCCUCAGCGCCGACGACAAGUCGGCCAUUGUCGCCGAGCUCAAGAAGCAGGCCGGCGGUGCCAACGACACCGUCAGCAACUUCCUCGCCGCCCUCGCCGAGAACAACCGCCUCGGCAUCCUGCCCGGCGUCUGCGAGAAGUUCGCCGAGCUCAUCGCCGCCGCCAAGGGCGAGGUCGAGCUGAUUGUCACCUCUGCUCAGGUCAACCCCGAGAUUGUCGGCGGUCUCAUCGUCGAGGUCGGCGACCGCACCAUCGAUCUCAGCGUCUCCUCCAAGAUCGCCAAGAUGAACAAGCUCCUCACGGACAACCUGUAA